Myripristis murdjan (pinecone soldierfish) is the source of this 2715-nucleotide messenger RNA. It is a transcript of the gene ftr82, whose product is annotated as finTRIM family, member 82. Lineage: Eukaryota; Metazoa; Chordata; Actinopteri; Holocentriformes; Holocentridae. Bases 89 to 1807 code for a protein of 572 amino acids. Gene Ontology annotation, molecular function: zinc ion binding; protein binding. The record is from RefSeq and is a predicted model, not a curated record. The transcript is spliced from 7 exons.
CUCCCAGGCACACUCGACAGUAUCCUUGUCUACCUCUGGCAUUCUCUCCCUUUCUCAACAGGCCUGACUGUGUUUUGUGCGCGUCACGAUGGCUGAGCAUGCCUCUCCAGAUUACUUCAGCUGCCCCCUGUGUGUAAGCCUCCUGCGGGACCCUGUGGCUAUCCCCUGUGGUCACAGUUUCUGUAUGGACUGCAUCAGCGGCUACUGGAAUGAAGCUGACUACACAGGGAUCUACAUUUGCCCCCAGUGCAAGAUCACGUUCACCCAAAGGCCCGUGCUGCGGCCCAACGCCACACUGGCAAUGGUGGCUGAGAAGAUCAAGAAAAGUGGCCUGACCCUGAACACCUCCACAGGAAACAGCUAUGCCGGGCCAGGCGACGUGCCCUGUGACUUCUGCUCUGGGAAGAAACUCAAGGCCGUGAAGUCCUGCCUGAACUGCCUGGCAUCCUACUGCGACAAGCACCUGAAGCCCCACUACGAGUCAGCCACUUUCAAAAGACACAAGCUGGUGGAUGAGCUUGGGAACCUGGACAGGAAGAUCUGCCCGCAGCACCAGAAGUCCCUGGAGCUCUUCUGUCGGACGGACCAGAUGUGUAUCUGUGCAAUCUGCACAGUCAGUGAACACAGGGGCCAUGACAUUGUGUCUGCUGAGGCAGAGAGGAGUGAGAAACAGAAACUCUUGGGAGUUUCCCAAGCUGAGAUUAGACAAAAAUGCCAGGAAAGGGUGAAGGAGCUGGAGGAACUGAGGACUGCUGUGGACUCUCUCAAAAGUUCAGCCCAGAGAGCCAUGGUGGAGAGCCAGAAGAUGUUCGAGGACAUGAUUCGUUCCAUCGAGAGGAUGAGGUCAGAGGUAACCAAGCUGAUUGGGAUCAAUGAGAAGGCUGCGUUCAACCAGGCCGAGGCUUUGAUCGAGCGGCUGGAGCAGGAGAUUGAUGAGCUGAAGAAGAAGGAGUCUGGCCUCAAGCAGCUGUACAGCACUGAAGACCACAUCCAUUUCUUGCAGAAUUUCAACUACCUCUGCACACCGACUGACGAUGGCUUCAUACCCAAAGUGACAGUGAACCCCGACUUCUCCUUUGGAGCUGCCAGGAAAGCUGUGGCUGAAAUCAAAGAACGCCUGGAGGAGUUCGGCAGAGAGGAGCUUCUGAAGAUCUCCAAGUCAGUGAAUGAAAUUCCAGUUUACACCACAGAAAGUCGGACACUGGAGAGAAGGAGCAGAGGCAAAGAAAUUGCAGUGGACAGUGCCCCAUCUCCUGAGCCCAAAAGCAGAGCAGAUUUUUUAAAGUACUUCUGCCAGUUGAAACUGGACCCCAGCACAGCCUACAAGGAGCUGCACAUCUCCGACAGCAGCAGGAAGGUGAUCCGGACCAGGGACCUGCAGCCCUACGGAGACAACCCAGAGAGGUUUGACAGCUUUGCCCAGGUCCUGUGCCGGGAAGCGCUGUCCGGAGGCCGCUUCUACUGGGAAAUCGAGUGGAAUGGGGAGUUCUCCAUUGGAGUAGCCUACAAGAGCAUCAGCCGCAAGGGCAAAGGCUCACUGUGCCUGCUGGGGUACAACGACAAGUCCUGGAGCAUGCUCUGCUCGGACACGGGUUACUCCGCCUGGCACAACCGUGUGGACAAGGCCAUCAGCGGCCCCCACUCCCCCAGGAUAGGAGUAUACCUGGACCACUCUGCAGGCGUCCUGGCCUUUUAUAGCAUAGGCAACACUAUGACCCUCCUGCACAGGUUUGAGACCACAUUUGUUGAGCCGCUCUUCCCAGGUUUUGGAGUUGGAACCUCAGUCAAGAUCUGCCAGCUCAAGUGAACACUUACAUCCCUCUCUGAUUCAACUACUAAAAAUCUGAGUAUAGUUUGUACGUCUUUUGUUUUUCAUAAUACACAACAUUGCCUUUGGAAUAUAUAUUUUUGCAGUAAUUUGAAACUUUUCCACACAUUAAUGAACUUAUAUGAAUUUGCUUUUUACUGAAGAAGUCCUCCUGAAUGUGUAUAUGCUUUUUUAUAUACCGUGACACAUCACAUAUUAAGUUGUGCGUCAUGAUGUCAAAUCACAGUUUGAUAAUAGUUACAUGUCUAUAGAUAUUAUUGCCAUACACAAUUACUACAUAAUGACACAAGUACAACAUAAUGAAAAAUGUUGUUCUUUGUAGCAACUGAUAAUUGAAUAAUUGCUGAAUGACUUAUUCAAACUGUAAGAAAAAAUAAUCCAGUAAAUGGGAUGAAAGUGUAAUAAAACUGUACAUGUUAUGAACUCAAGGUCAUAACAUCACAUUAUUACACUGACUGAAUUAUGCUUCCUCAAAGGGUGUUACACAUGUUUAAUUGAUGAUGUAAUAAUAAUGAUAAUAAUAUUAAUGACUAACAAAGAAUGUAACUUGAGUUAUUUGUGUUAUUCUUAUGAAUCAUUACAUUGUUUGCUAAUAUUAAUAUUGCAUAAUCAAUUAAAAUAUGUUACACUCUCAUGUUUCAAUUGAUAGUAAAUGGCAUUACAUUCACAUUUUUAUUUAUAUUAUUUAUAUAUUCAACCCUUUUAAAAGGAUAUUUUACAUCACAUCAUAUGGCAGUUAUUCCAUAAUCUGUUGCUAAACUUCACUUCAACUAACCUUCAAUUAAUUUGUCUUGCAUGUUUAUUGAUAUAAAGGACAGCCAAAUUAUAAUAAUUGUUGAUGAAGGCAGAAUUCCUCACUGAUAGUUCUCAAUAAAAAGUUGAAUGAA